Menidia menidia (Atlantic silverside) is the source of this 8982-nucleotide messenger RNA. NCBI's taxonomy places the organism in Eukaryota, Metazoa, Chordata, Actinopteri, Atheriniformes, Atherinopsidae. The record is from the annotation of a GenBank genome assembly.
AUGCGGGACUUGUCCAAAGGCUCUCCUCACCGCCGCGCGCGUGUGUCUGCGUGUCUGGUGCUCUCUGACGGAGUCUCUCCUUCACCCCCCCCCCCCCCCCCCCACCCAUCCCCUCCGGUCACUCAACCCCUCAGCAGUGAAGUGCAGUCGGACGCACAGGACCAGCAGCAAAACGGCGGACAGGAUUCUUCUCUGGAGUGCGUGGCCACCACAGAGCAACAUGUUCCCAGCGUGGAGCCGCAGACUCCGCGCCCGGGGAUCGACGGCACCAGCCCGGCUCAAGUGGAUGAUGUCCCACCUUAUUUCAAGAUGGAACCUCCUCAGACCCAGGUUCACCUGGAGAGAAACCGCCUGGUCCUAACCUGCAUGGCAGAGGGCAGCUGGCCCCUGGAAUUCAAAUGGAUCUAUAAUGGCAGUGAGCUUACACAUUUCUCACUGGAAUACAGGUACCUGAUCCCCUCGCUCGACCGAUCGCAUGCUGGUCACUACCGCUGCAUUGUCCGCAACCGUGUGGGGGCUAUAAUGCAGUGCAGCACUGAAGUGCAGGUCGCCUAUAUGGGUGGUUUUGUGGAAGGUGAGAGGUCUCAAACCGUAUCCCAGGGCGAAGGCGCUCUCAUCCACGCUCCACAGAUACACAGCUUCCCCAGGCCCCAGAUAACCUGGUUCAGAGAUGGUCGUAAGAUUCCUUCAAGCAGCCGUAUUGCCAUCACCUUGGACAGCACACUGGUCAUCCUUUCCACAGUGGCCCCGGAUGCAGGACGCUACUACGCUCAAGCAGUCAAUGACAAGAAUGGAGAGAACAAAACCAGUCAGCCGGUGACUCUCACAGUGGAGAAUGUCGGAGGACCCGCCGACCCCAUUGCCCCCUCCAUCAUCAUCCCCCCGAAGAACACCAGUGUAACAGUGGGGAGAAACGAAGCUAUCAUGGAGUGUGUUGCCAAUGCGAGACCUCUCAUCAAAAUGAGUAUAACGUGGAGGAAAAAUGGGAUGUUGGUCAAUACGGGGGUCCGCGAUUUCGGACGUAGAUUGGUCAUCAGUUUACCAGCAGUCAGUGAUAGCGGCUACUACGAGUGUGAGGCGUCCCUCCGCAGCAGCAGCGUCCCCUCCGUCACCGCCGGCGCCUACCUGCACGUUCUUGAAUAUCCGCUGUUCAUAAAGGAACCGCCGACUCACAUCACCGCAGAAAUGGAGAAGGUGGUGGAUAUCCCCUGUCAGGCAAGAGGAACGCCACAGCCAGACAUAGUGUGGUACAAAGACGCCGUUCCCAUUAGCCCAGUGAAGAUCCCCAGGUACAGGGUAUUGGUGGGCGGCAGCCUCCAGAUCAAUGGCCUCCUGCCAGAUGACACAGGGAUGUUUCAGUGCUUUGCCCGCAAUCUUGCCGGAGAGAUUCAGACAAACAGCUAUCUGGCUGUUACAAGUAUUGCUCCUAAUAUCACAGCCGGCCCCUCCGACAGCGCCGUGAUUGACAGUAUGUCAGUUAUUCUGCACUGUGAGACCUCGGGAGCUCCGCGGCCAGCCAUCACCUGGCAGAAAGGUGAACGUGUCUUGGCCAGUGGUUCAGUCCAGCUGCCCAGGUUCACCCUGCUGGAGUCAGGCAGCUUGCUCAUUAGCCCCACCCACCUGUCUGAUGCUGGGACCUACACCUGCAUGGCCAGUAACUCCAGGGGGAUUGAUGAGGCCUCAGCUGACAUAGUAGUGUGGGCACGUACCAGAAUCACCAAACCACCUCAAGACCAAAGCGUCAUCAAAGGGACAAAGGCUGUUAUGACCUGUGGUGUGACACACGAUCCGAGUGUCACCAUAAGGUACGUGUGGGAGAAGAGUGGCUCGGUGAUUGACGUGAACUCAUCGCCCCGCCUGCGUCUGGAUCCCGACGGAACCUUGCACAUCUCCCAGACGUGGUCAGGGGACAUCGGUACAUACACCUGCAGGGUGACCUCAGUGGGAGGCAACGACUCCCACAGUGCCCACCUCCGAGUCAGGCAACUGCCGCAUGCUCCCGAGAACCCCAUAGCACUGCUGAGCACCACAGAAAAGAGGGCCAUCAACCUGACAUGGGCCCAGGCUUUUGAUGGAAACAGCCCCCUGAUCCGUUACAUUUUGGAGGUCUCAGAAAAUAAUGCCCCUUGGACGGUGCUUCUAGCUAACAUUGAGCCUGAGUCUACUGGGGUCACUGUCAGCGGCCUCAUCCCAGCACGUUCCUACCAGUUCCGUCUGUGUGCGGUCAACGACGUCGGCAGAGGCCAGUUCAGUAAGGAGACAGAUCGACUAACUCUCCCAGAGGAGCCGCCCAGUGCGCCCCCUCAGACAGUCAUCGCAAGCGGCCGCACUAAUCAGUCCAUCAUGAUCCAGUGGCAGCCCCCUCCAGAAACUCACCAGAAUGGUCCUCUCCAGGGCUACAUCAUCAGGUAUUGUCUGUCAGGGCUUCCAGUCGAUUGUCAGAUGAAAAACAUUACCAAUCCAGACCAGACCAGUAUCCUCCUGGAGGACCUCAUCAUCUGGACCAACUAUGAGAUUGAAGUGGCUGCCUACAAUGGAGCAGGAAGAGGCACCUACAGCCACAAAGUCACAGAGUGGACGCUGCAAGGAGUGCCCACUGUGCCACCAGGAAAUGUACAAGCAGAGGCUGUCAACUCCACCACUGUGCGUUUUACCUGGAGUGCUCCAAGCCCCCAGUUUAUCAAUGGAAUCAACCAGGGAUAUAAGCUCUUGGCAUGGGAACCCGGUCGUGCGAACGAGGUCACUAUGGUUACAGUGCGGCCCAACUUCCAGGACAGUGUUCACGUCGGGUACAUCUCUGGCCUAAAAAAAUUCACAGAGUACUUUACUUCGGUGCUUUGCUUCACCACCCCUGGAGAUGGCCCCCGAAGUCCUCCUCAGCGUUCACGCACCCAUGAAGAUACUCCAGGUGCUGUGGGACACCUUAGUUUCACCGACAUCUUGGACACCUCACUUAAAGUCAGCUGGAAGGAGCCACAAGAGAAAAAUGGAGUUCUGACAGGUUAUCGGAUAUCCUGGGAGGAGUUCAACAGGACCAAUACAAGAGUGACCCAUUAUUUACCCAACGUCACUCAGGAGUACAAGGUUACAGGGCUCACUGCCCUCACUACUUACACUAUUCAGGUGGCAGCUAUGACUUCCAAAGGCCAGGGACAGCUUUCCUCUUCCACCAUUUCCUCUGGCGUACCUCCAGAACUGCCUGGUCCUCCUACCAAUUUAGCUGUCUCUAACAUCGGCCCUCGCUCUGUAACUCUGCAGUUCAAACCUGGUUAUGAUGGCAAGACAUCUAUUUCUCGUUGGCAGGUUGAAGCUCAGAUUGGUAUAAUUGGAGAGAAUGAAGAGUGGCUAAUGGUACAGCAGCUGGCUAAUGAACCAGAUGCUAGAUCCCUUGAGGUCUUAGACCUGAACCCUUAUACGUUUUACAGGUUCAGGAUGCGUCAGGUCAACAUUGUAGGCACCAGUCCUCCCAGUCAGCCAUCCAGAAAGAUCCAGACCCUGCAGGCACCGCCUGACAUUUCCCCGGCAAAUGUUACCCUUCGCACAGCAAGUGAGACCAGCCUGUGGCUUCGCUGGGUGCCUCUUCCAGAGUGGGAGUACAAUGGCAAUCCAGAUCUUGUUGGUUACCGCAUCCAAUACUCCAAAGCUGGAACCAAAGGGUCUGUUCUGUCUCACACCAUCAUGGACCGUCUGGAGAGAGAAUUCACAAUCGAGGACUUGGAAGAGUGGAUGGAGUAUGAGGUCAGAGUCCAGGUCAUCAACGGAAUUGGCUCUGGACCGUGGGGUCAGGUUGUCCAUGGCAGGACCAGGGAGUCUGUGCCCUCCAGCGGUCCCAGCAACGUGUCGGCAUUUGCCACCACCUCCAGCAGCAUCCUCGUUCGCUGGGGAGAGGUCCAGGAAACGGACCGCAAUGGACUCAUUCUGGGCUAUAAGGUUGUGUAUAAGGAGAAAGAUUCGGACACAAUGCCCAACUUCUGGAUGGUUGAGGGCAACACUACUCACAGCGUGCAGCUGAGCGGUCUCGGCAAAUACGUCCUUUAUGAGAUCCAGGUCCUAGCCUUCACACGUAUAGGAGAUGGAAGGAGCAGCUCACCUCCCAUUCUUGAGAGGACCUUGGAUGAUGUGCCAGGGCCUCCAGUAGGCAUCUUGUUUCCAGAAGUCAGAACCACCUCGGUCAGGCUCAUCUGGCAACCUCCAGCGCAGCCCAAUGGCAUUAUACUGGCGUAUCAGAUCACAUUUAGAAGAAACUCCUCAAACAGCAACAGCGCCACUGUAGAUGUGCUGAGCCCCAGCGCACGGCAGUACACAACAACAGGACUGAAGCCAGAAAUGGUUUAUGUAUUCCGACUCACCGCUCAAACACGGAAAGGUUGGGGGGAGGCUGCUGAGGCCCUUGUUGUCACAACAGAGAAGAGGGCUCGACCUCAACCCACGAGCCGUCCCACAGUGCCUCAAGAAGAGGUCCAGGCUCGCAGAGUACUGUUGUCAUGGGAACCAGGCAGCGACGGCCUGUCUCCAGUUCGCUACUAUACAGUUCAGUACAAAGAGCUCCCAGAUAGCAACUGGACUGUCCACUCCGCUUCAGUCAGCCAUGAGACACACUCCUACAUAGUAGACAGGUUAAAGCCAUUCACCUCUUAUCAGUUCCGCGUUAAAGCCACCAAUGAUAUUGGAGACAGUGAGUACAGUGAGGAGAGUGAGGCCAUCACCACCCUGCAGGAUGCACCAGACAAAGCUCCAACAAUACUGUCUGUCACACCUCACACCACCACAUCUGUACUGGUCCGUUGGCAGCCCCCUUCUGAGGAUCAUAUAAAUGGAGUCUUGUUGGGGUUCCGGGUCCGAUACCGUGAGUUGCACUAUGACAGACUGCGCAGCUUUUCUGUGCGCACAGUAAACAGUCCCUCUGCAAACUGGGCUGACCUCACAGCUCCAUACAGCAUCAGAAACUUGAGUGAAUCCUCUCUAACACAGUAUGAACUGGACAAUUUGAGUAAACACAAACGCUAUGAGAUUCGUCUCAGUGUUUAUAACGCUGUAGGGGAGGGUCCUACCAGUGCACCACAGGAAGUGUUUGUCGGAGAAGCAGUCCCAACAGCCUCUCCCCAAAAUGUGGUGGUCCAGUCUUCCACAGCCACUCAGCUGGAUGUCACAUGGGACCCACCUCCUCUGGAUGCUCAGAAUGGAGACAUACAGGGAUAUAAGAUAUAUUUCUGGGAGUUUCAGCUCCAGAAUGAGACAGAGCGCCUGCGCACGCUGUUCCUGCCAGAGCUAGGGGUGAAGAUUAAAAACCUCACAGGCUACACCACCUACAUGAUCUGUGUGGCAGCUUUUAAUGCUGCAGGGGAUGGGCCCCGCUCCCUUCCCACCAGAGGGCGCACUCAGCAAGCAGCUCCAAGUGCUCCCAGCUACAUCCACUUCAGUGAGCUGACCACCACCUCUGUCAACGUGUCCUGGGGAGAGCCCAGACAGGCCAAUGGUAUCAUUGAAGGUUACCGCCUGGUUUACGAGCCCUGCACUCCAAUCGACGGUGUCAGUAAGAUAGUGACUGUAGAUGUGAAAGGCAGCGCUCCUUUGUGGAUGAAGAUCAAGGACCUGGCUGAUGGCGUCACCUAUAACUUUCGCAUCCGGUCUAAAACGCUCACCUACGGCCCUGAGGUGGAGGCUAACAUCACGACUGGCCCUGGAGAAGGAGCCCCAGGCCCCCCUGGGGAACCCUUUAUUUCCCGAUAUGGCGCUGCUCUUACACUGCAUUGGACAAGUGGGGACCAAGGUCGCGCACCCAUCACCAGAUACGUCAUCGAGGCCAGACCAUCUGAUGAAGGACUGUGGGAUAUUCUUAUCAAAGACAUUCCCAAAGAAGUGACUUCCUACACACUUAAUCUGGACAUGUUGAAAGAAGGCAUCACCUAUGAUUUUCGAGUAAUAGCUGUCAAUGAUUACGGCUAUGGCUCACCUAGCGCUCCCUCUCCCUCGAUAUCAGCCCAGAAAGUGUCUCCCUUCUACGAGGAGUGGUGGUUCUUGGUUGUUAUUGCUUUGGUUGGCCUCAUCUUCAUCCUCUUACUUGUUUUCAUCCUCAUAAUACGCGGCCAGAGUAAAAAAUACACCAAAAAGGCAGACUCAGGGAACCACUCGAGCUGCACUGCCAUGCCUCUGACACAUGGGGAGAUGGUGCGCCUGGAUGAGGGACGCUUCCCAGCACUGGAGCUAAACAACAGACGACUCUCUGUUAAAAAUUCAUUCUGCCGCAAAAAUGGCAUCUACACUCGAUCUCCUCCCAGACCCAGUCCUGGCAGUCUCCACUAUUCAGACGAAGAUGUCAGCACAAAGUAUAAUGACCUGAUCCCUGCAGAGAGCAGCAGUCUGACUGAAAAGCCUUCUGAAAUAUCUGAUUCUCAGGGCAGCGACAGCGAGUACGAAAUGGAUCAGAGCAGGCAGAAGACCCACUCCUUUGUCAACCACUACAUCAGCGACCCCACCUACUACAACUCCUGGAGGCGGCAGCAGAAGGGCGUCUCUCGCCCGCCGGCGUACGGCUACUCCCAGCCCGAGCCCGUGGUGGACCAGGAGUCCCGGCCGCACCCGCCGCCCGUGCCCCCUCUGCCCCCCCUCGUACCCCAGAGCGCACCAUCCCCACAGCCCCAGUGCCAGGGCCAGGGCACUCUGUUCAGGCCCAAGGGAAGCCGGACUCCCACCCCCUCGCUGCUGUCAUCCGAACCCCCCAGCCAGCACGGCACCCUCUACCGGCCCCCCAGCAGCCUGGGCUGUGCCCCUCAGGCACCUACCGCUGGCUUCUCCUCUUUUGUUUGACACGCAGCCCUCCUCCCAAUAACAGCAGGACCCUGAGGAUGAGGAUUUGUUCUUGUUUCUGUUUUUUUUAUUUCUUUGUAUUUUGGCUCUUUUAUUUUCAUCUCUCGUUCUGUCUUCCUGACAGAGUCAUUGCUCAGUACGAAACAUCGCAGGCAUCUUUAAUAGCGCUUUUUCCUAUGUGAAGAGUGUGUUUGUAUGACCGUGUUUAGUUGGUUAAUCUCUGCUAUGUGUAUUUCAUGGAAAGACAAUCAUUUACCAAUACUCUGAAUUUAUUUGACUCAACGACCAUGUGAACAAAGGGGAACCAAACUUAAUGUUCUGAAGGGGGGAAGAAAAAUCCUUGUUUAAAAUAUAAAGUACCAUUGCUUAUCAUGAGAGCUUUAUGAAAAACAACCACAUUAGAUCCAUAUAGAGUUUGGACCACUCGGCUUCCGGAGACAGGACAACGGAAAUCCAACUCUGAUGGAAUAAAUGUUUGACAAAGAACAAACUGAUAGUGAGGAGUGGACUCUGACUCGGAGAGAGGCACUAGUGCUCACUGUGGCACCUUGGCUGCCUUUGACUUUUUCACUCUGCCUAGUCGUUGUUUGAGCUGCCGUACGUGUUUAAUAUAUGUAACUGUCUCAUAUUGUUUACCAGGUAUUUAUAUCAAUCAGCUUCAAGCUCAACAUUUUCCAAACAUCACUAGUGACGAUGUUAAGAAUCACAUUAAAGCAUUGUGGCACCUUUAUAGUAGUCUGAGGAUGUUGAUUGUCCGCUGGUGCUCAUGUCAGUAGAUCUACAGCUUUCCUCAUGUGCAUCUGUUUGCUCUUAUCAUAUUUACAGAAAAUAACGAAUGCACAAAUCUUCAUUGAAAUGUGUUCUCAUUGAAACCACAUGAAAAUAUAUGCUAAAGCUGUCAAAGUAAGACCAGAGUACGUUACUUUUGUCAGGUUACAAAGAUGAAAAUAACAUAAAUGAAACAUGCAAAGAUUUCCUAAAGUUAACCAGGUUGUGUUUAUUUUCAUAACUAUAACCAAACAGGAUGCUCUAAUUGUUUCAAGAGUAAAAUGUGUCUUUUGUAAGCAAUGACAGCUUGUAUUGUACAUAGUCACAGCCUCACUGUGUUCACUGAAGAGGAGCUCUGCUAAAUUGUACUUCUAUGAUUAUUUAAAAGGUUCAUUUAUGGACAGACAACAACACAACACAUGUUUUAAGUGUGAAAGACAUCACCAGGAACUGUCACAUGAAGUGUAUUCAAAGUGUUACUGUGAACCGAGGCAAUUAUUUGAUUUUCUGAAACUAUUUUAUGCCUAGAGAACAAAAAUAAGUGCAAUAUGUCAUGUUUGUUUCAAGACUUUUGAACAUGCUGAUUCUUUACAAAAGUUGCAUGGACCAUGCCUAAUAAACUAGGCUAGUUUGUCAGUUGUCCAGUGAGAAAAUGCACACAGUGCACAAUCAAGGAAGCAGCAUGGACCUAUUCAUUGUAGCUCUCUGAAAUAAAUUAUUCUAUUUUCUGAUGACUUGUUUUCAUGAAUCAUCAGAAUGUUUUUGAAUGUGAUUAAAUGGUAUGUAGAACAAUUCAUUGGAAAAUUAGUCGGGGGAUUUAUAAUGCUGACAUAUGAGAGGAUUACUCGAGCCUUAUAAAUGUUGUAUAAACAAUAGUGUUAAAUAAAACAAGCCCUAUCAAACAUUGCAGACAACUAUUUCCCAGAUUUAGUCCUCCAUAGACCUUUUUGCUUGUAUGGGGAACAUAAAGUGAUUUCUGACACUUGAUCCCAAAGUGGAGGAUGACCUGAUUCUCUCAGCCGCAGUGUUCCAGAGACAUGCCUUAGAUGUGAAACAGUGUGAGUUCCAGGGAAGGAUUUGAAGAAAAGCCAGAUCUGGUGCAAGUAUGCUGAAAAUUGGAAGGAUGAAACAUGUGCCAGGGUAAUCUCUUUAUUUCAGGCCAGAAAACAUUGAUUUUGACAUAGCAAAUUUGGAUCAUGCCUGCAGAUUUCGAAGUAAAGCAGAUAGAAAGAUGCAGUGGGAAAAUUAUGACUAUAUGACUGAUGUUAAAUUGACAUAAAAGGGUGUAUAAAUAUGAAAUAUUGAACAACAUGCAGAUAGAAUUACUUCUCAGUUUCUGGUUUCAUUACAUUAAUUUUAGGAAAAUAAGUCUCCGGAGUGUUCAAUCAAGUCCAUGUACAACUCAAA